This is a messenger RNA of Saccostrea echinata, 781 nucleotides long. Its product is annotated as cyclic AMP-dependent transcription factor ATF-4-like. NCBI's taxonomy places the organism in Eukaryota, Metazoa, Mollusca, Bivalvia, Ostreida, Ostreidae. The coding region runs from base 100 to 525 and encodes 141 amino acids. Gene Ontology annotation, molecular function: DNA-binding transcription factor activity. The transcript is spliced from 3 exons. Gene Ontology annotation, biological process: regulation of DNA-templated transcription. The record is from RefSeq and is a predicted model, not a curated record.
AGAUGUAAGCAUUAUAUUUAAAUUCUCACAAGCCGGAUAUUACGUAGAACUGAAAACGGGGAAUACAAUUGGCCGGCAUUCGCGGUUUUUCCUCAUUCGAUGGGAAGCAUGGCGGAAGAUAUUUUGUCUACGAUAAAAGACGACGAGUUAAGAAAUGCUUCUUUAGAGGCCAAAAAAUCUGGAUGCAUUCUGCCUAUUCUUAAAGUAGAACUUAAAAGCAAAAUUCAAAUGAAACGUUUGUUACAAGGACAAGAUGAAAUAGAUCUUAACGUGUCAUCACCACAAAAGAAAGCAUGUGUUGAGUUAACUAAGGAAGAUCUCGAGCGAAAGAAUAAAAGACAGGAACAAAACAGAAAAGCGGCCAAGAAAUUCAGAUUAAAAGAAAAGGAAGAAAAAGCUAAUCUCGAUCAGACUCUGAAAGAACUUAGAAAAAGAAACGAAGAAUUGAGAAGUAAUGUUCGUCAGAUGGAAGAAGAUAAGGCAAAGAUUAUACAGCUUAUAAUCGAUAAAAGUAACUCUACAUGACUUGUUUGUUGUGCUCAGAAUAAAGUGUUCAUCAUAUUCGUCAUGUGACUGGGAUUUUCCCUGUGAGUUUUUUAUUUUGUAUCACAGCAUAUUAUAAACUUAUCAAAAGACAAGCCAAAAUUGUGUUCUCAGUAUUUUCACUCGAAUCCGACCAAUGUACAGCAGAUUUAAUAUGUCUUUUGGAAACAUUCCUUAUUCAUCUUCCGAAUACGCUCCAUAUGACUUCGUGUAAUAUGUAGAUAAAGGGAUACUUUUC